GGCUGAGCCGUGGAGCAGGCGCGGAGGCGGAGCAGGCGCGGAGGCGGUGCCGGCGGGGCCUUGGGCACGCUUCGGGGCGCCAAUGAGCGUGCGCGGGGCUAGAGCCACAGUCCUUGGGGGAGCACGGAGAUGGCGGCCGCCGGGGGAGCUUCGUCUGAGCCGGCGGUUUCAGAACAGCCGGCGGAGCUGUCUGCCUCGGUGCGGGCGAGCAUUGAGCGGAAGCGGCAGCGGGCGCUGAUGCUGCGCCAGGCCCGGCUGGCGGCCCGGCCUUACCCGGCGACGGCGGCUGCGGCUACCGGAGGCAUGGCUAAUGUAAAAGCAGCCCCGAAGAUAAUUGACACAGGAGGAGGCUUCAUUCUGGAGGAGGAGGAGGAAGAAGAACAUACAAUUGGAAAAGUUGUUCAUCAACCAGGACCUGUAAUGGAAUUUGAUUAUGUUGUAUGUGAAGAAUGUGGUAAAGAAUUUAUGGAUUCUUAUCUAAUGAACCACUUUGAUUUGGCAACUUGUGAUAACUGCAGAGAUGCUGAUGAUAAACACAAGCUUAUAACUAAAACAGAAGCAAAACAAGAAUACCUUCUGAAAGAUUGUGAUUUAGAAAAAAGAGAACCAGCUCUUAAAUUUAUUGUGAAGAAGAAUCCUCAUCAUGCACAAUGGGGUGAUAUGAAACUCUACUUAAAAUUACAGAUUGUGAAGAGGUCUCUUGAAGUUUGGGGUAGUCAGGAAGCAUUAGAAGAAGCGAAGGAAGUUCAACAGAAAAACCGAGAAAAAAUGAAACAGAAGAAGUUUGAUAAAAAAGUAAAAGAAUUACGGCGAGCAGUAAGAAGCAGUGUAUGGAAAAAGAAGACAGUUGCUCAUCAACAUGAGUAUGGACCAGAAGAAAACCUAGAGGAUGACAUGUACCGGAAGACUUGUACUGUGUGUGGCCAUGAACUGACAUACGAGAAAAUGUGAUUUUUAGUUAAGUGAUAUGUUUUUAUAGUGUGGAAAUUUAGAUUGGUCUUGUUCAAAAUUCAUCAAAGUGUAAAGUCUUCACAGAUGAAUGAAACACUUGUAUAAAUAAUGCUUCAAUAAUUAUGUUAUGGCUUAAGAACAAGUUUCAGUUAAGGUCUAGCAGGUCUGGUUGUGGGCAAAAUAUUUGGGUCUGUGACCAUUUUUUCUACAAUAGGGAUGGGAGCUGAGUGAUAGAAUAGGUUCAAAAUGUUAGGUUAGAGCUAAAAUUGAGAAAUAAGCAACCAAGACAAACCCUAGAUUGGGGUAGGAGGAAGAGCUUUUAGUAGUGAAGGCAAAAACUGGCUGAACUGGAUUUUUAUCCCAAGAAACAGCAGGGAUGGUGGUAGACCACUGCACCCAGAGGCUGGGCCAGGUCUUCUAGACUACUACUGUCUGCAAGUCAGGGAGCAGGGAGCUAUUGCUGGGACAAGUUUUCUGUACCCUUAGGGUUUACUACUAUAGAUCUUAAUAUUAGUUUCCAGAUAGCCCUUUCCAGAUCUGGAUUAAAAUGGAAAAACAGCUAUAUUGUUUGUUGAUCAAAGGUAGUGAUAAGUUUAUCAUAACUUGUUAACAUUUACUGAGCAUUUACCACGUGCCACGCAGACACUAUGCUAAGUGCCUUACAGGUAUUCUCAUUUAAUCCUGGGAGGGAAGACAGCUUGCUUCUGUGCUUGUUUAACACUUCUAAAGGAGUGGUAACCUACAACCUGACAUCACCCCAGACAUCUGGAUCAAGUUUAGGUAGUCAAAUAUUCCUCUAUCUUGUCAAAAGGAUUACAAGGUAGUUAUAUCUAGUAAGAGCAUUUGAUCCCAAGUGCUUGAUUACAGGGUCUGUGCAUUCUUUUUUUGAUAAAAACAAAUUCAAGUUAUGAUAAACUAGAUAUUUUCAAGUUCUUUGACAGGACUUUUUAUCCUACUGCUACAAAUAAAGAAAUAGGAAGUUUUUGUACAUUUUCAUUUCUCUCUCUAGAUCAGCUCUUGGAGACUAUGCUUGAAGAAGGGCAAAAGUCAAAACAAGUCAAAUACAAAGACUUGAGACUAUAAUUACUAAUUGUUCUCUAUAUAAGUAUUCAAUACAGAAAUGUUUAAUAUA
This is a messenger RNA of Balaenoptera musculus (blue whale), 2083 nucleotides long. It is a transcript of the gene XPA, whose product is annotated as XPA, DNA damage recognition and repair factor. Lineage: Eukaryota; Metazoa; Chordata; Mammalia; Artiodactyla; Balaenopteridae. The record is from RefSeq and is a predicted model, not a curated record. Bases 130 to 951 code for a protein of 273 amino acids. Gene Ontology annotation, biological process: nucleotide-excision repair involved in interstrand cross-link repair; nucleotide-excision repair, DNA damage recognition; UV-damage excision repair. The transcript has 6 exons. Gene Ontology annotation, molecular function: damaged DNA binding. Gene Ontology annotation, cellular component: nucleotide-excision repair factor 1 complex.